AUGUUGCUCACCGUAGGUUCCCUGGUCCUGUCGCUCAUCACGAGCGCAGCAGCCCACCCCAUCUACGACUCAUCCUUCUCGAACACACUAGAGAGGCGACAAGACAGCAAUGCCUCUUCCGUCCAGGUCGAUCUUGGGUAUGCCGUGUACGAAGGCUUCCUCAAUAGCAGCACUAACCUCAACACCUUUCUCGGUAUUCGCUUUGCCGCCCCGCCUACCGGUGCUUUACGCUGGCAGAAGCCACAAGCACCCGCCCAGAACCGCAGCGCCGUGAUCCAGGCCAACGAAUACGCUCCGACAUGCUACCAGUCUCCUGAUGCCUCCACUAUGGUGCACCCAGCCAAUCAAUCUCUUGCCGCGGAGGACUGCCUCUUCCUCAAUGUCUGGGCCCCUGUGUCCAGCGACACACUUACCAACAGCACAGGCACUGGCCUGCCUGUCUUUGUCUGGAUUCAUGGAGGCGGCUACGGAGCUGGCAGCAAUCGCCAGGACCUGUCCAGCCUCAUCAACACCAAUAAGAACUCUUUCAUUGGCGUCGCAGUAGCCUACCGCCUCGGUGCCUUUGGCUUCCUGUCCAGCGCCGAGCUGGCCUCGCAAGGCGCCACACCCAACGCCGGCCUCUACGAUCAACACUUCGCGCUGGAGUGGGUGCAGCGCAAUAUCGCCCGCUUUGGUGGCGACCCCAGUCGCGUGACCAUUGGCGGCGAGUCUGCGGGUGGAGGAUCUGUGAUGCUACAAGAUACGGCUUUCGGUGGUUCCCAGGGCAUCGCCCUCUUCCGCAACACCUUUGCUGCUAGUCCUUACCUGCCCAUGCAGCACGACUACAACGGCUGGGUGCCAACUCAAAGCUUCUACGCACUAGCCGCAGUGGUGGGUUGCAGCGCCGCUAUCUCUGAGCCGUACGGCCGCGUGGGUGGGCAGACGGUGCUCGCAUGUCUCCAGGGAGUGGACGAGGAGACGCUCGCGAACGCAAGUGCCACAGUCUCCCAGAGUGGGACCUACGGCACCUGGGCCUUUCUACCGGUCACGGAUGGUGCUCUGGUCCCCGGUCUGCCAUCACAGCAGCUCUUGCGACGGAAGAUCAACGGCCUCAACGCACUGGUGGGCAACAACGCCAACGAGGGUCCCGGCUUCACACCACAAAACAUCACGACCGAAGAGGGGCUCGUGGCAUGGCUGAACCGCACGUUCCCACUGUUUGCGCCCUCGGAUAUUGCAAAGAUCCUGCUAUACUACCCUUCACCGGACGACGACACGGUUGGCUCCGAAUUCAGCACCAGUGGUUACGAGGGGCCCACGGCUGUCAACCAGUCGUACGUUGGGACCGGACAGCAGCAGCGCGCCAACAACAUCUACGCCGAGACGACAUUCGUGUGUCCGAGCUACUGGAUGGCCGAGGCAUAUACGCCUUCGGGUGCGACCGAUCGGAAGGGCUAUAAAUACCAGUACAGCGUGCCGCCCGCCCUACACGGGUCAGAUACUGUCGCGUACUUCUCGCCUCCCGACACCGCCAACGUCGGCGAAGACAUGGGGGUCGCGUUCAAGACCAUCCUAGGCAGCUUCGUGGUCAGCGACAACCCCAGUAUCGCGCUGGACGUCGCCUUUGGUGCCGCGAGCGCGACCGCCACAGGGGCGAAUGCAACCACAGCAGCAGCAGGGCCAGGACCCGCAGGCCAGGUAGGCGCAGGUUCAGCCGCCAUAGCUGACUGGCCACCGUUCAGCCUGAGCCAGCCCUGGCAAAUCGAUCUGAACCAGACGGGCGGCACGCCGACGCAGGUGCCCUUUGGAAUGGUGAACAUCACCGAGUUCUUUCCGCCCGGCACGAGGAAUAGUAUUGGGCUGUACGACGCGUGGACAUGGGAGGGCGGCCGGGGCGUGAGGUGCGAUUUCUGGCGCUCGAUGGCUGCGCUGGUUCCUGAGUGA
Cyphellophora europaea CBS 101466 is the source of this 1923-nucleotide messenger RNA. RefSeq lists its product as uncharacterized. Lineage: Eukaryota; Fungi; Ascomycota; Eurotiomycetes; Chaetothyriales; Cyphellophoraceae. The coding region runs from base 1 to 1923 and encodes 640 amino acids. The record is from RefSeq and is a predicted model, not a curated record. The transcript has a single exon.